UCGGUUGAGUUUUCAGCGUUUGUUUUGUUAAAUGUCUCCAUCUAGUGUGGACUUUAAUACACCUUUUAAAACUCACCACUUUUAAGUAAUCCUAGUGUCUUUUAAAUUCAUUUUACGUUACACAUUAAAUUGCUCUUUUCGUCAACCGAAGGUAACGGCUGAGGAGAUGAAAGAGAAGGCGGCCAAGAAAACGCACUUUCUGAGGUAAACUGAGGUCUCUUUCUAGUUACUUAACGGUGUUCCGUGCACUUCAGGACAGACGCCGAACAAGACAACAGUGUUCCAAAUAUGCAGGAUCUGGUGGAUGAUGACAUGUGGCCUCAAAUAAAUGAGGUUAAUGUUCAGAAGCAAACCAAGAUUCUCAGUAGCUCGGUUUUAGCUUUCCAUGGUGGGUUGGCAUCCAGGAAGAGAUGUAUGUGGCAAUGGUACAAGAGGCCAUGAGGUUCAGUCGCUGACAUGAGUGGAGAACUGAGGAACUCUGAGGAACUCAUGUAUUGAGGCUGCAGGACAAGGAAAUACAACAUCUCCAAUCUUUCUUUUAGGAUUGAAGUAUAAAAUACAUCAUUAUUUAUUCAAAAAAGUUAUUACAUGAUUUUUUGUGUGGUGUUUUUUUAGAACAUCUAGUGGAAAAAGGUGGAUGGAAAUUCUACUUCUCUCUGUCUCUUCUUCAUUCCUGGUCGUCUCUUCUCUGUCUCAUCACUCCAUCCUUUCUUCCGUCCCUCCCUCUUGGUUGCUCUCCUGUUUCUCUAUCCUUAGUAUCUGCCACCCCUCCCUCUCUCUCUCUCUCUCUCUCUCUCUCUCUCUCUCUCCCUCUCUCUCCCUCCCUCUCUCCCUCCCUCUCUCUCUCUCUCGCUCUCUCUCCCUCCCUCCCUCUCUCUCUCUCUCUCGCUCUCUCACUGCAGUACACAGUGCUGGUAGCGUCGAGGGGCUGUGUGGAACAGAAGCCACUGCAGCAUGGUGCACUAGCGUCACACCGGUCCGGCCGCUCCGUGCACGUGUGUGUGUGUGUGUGUGUGUGUGUGUCUAGUGUCACUGGAUUAAAACACUGGGAUUUUCUGCAGCCUCAUCAUCCAAAUCUCUUUGAACCAAGCGGACGCAGCUCAGGACCAGAAGCUCCUUGACACAUCUGCAUUUUUUUCAUCCAGUACUUCCGUUGGACUAUCUUCAUCAUGUGAACAUAUUGGUGAUAUUUUUUGGUUGGAUGCGGCUGGAUUCAGCAGUACUGUGUGUUGCUCUUGGACACUCUAGUACACGCGUGUACAUCUUUCGGCGUGACAGCCUGACGUGUGGAUACUGCAGCACUCUGGUGUGAAGAUAAACCUGGAGGGCAUGAGGACCCAGUUGAGCACCAGGCUUUGAGCUCCUGACACCAUCACUGCUAUCGCUGCUGCUGAUACUGCCAAGGAUGCUCAUGCCUCGUGAAGGUGGCCGGGAUGAAGCUCAUAAGCUGCACAGGAAAUGGAUGAAGCACCAGGCCUUCAUGGCCGAACUGGCUCGCAACAAAGAAUGGCUCGCCAAGAUAGAACAGGAGGGCAAGGAACUGGUUGAAGAGCAGCCCGAGCUCGGCCCCGUGGUGCAGCAGAAGCUGAAGGAGAUGAGAGAAUGCUGGACUCACCUGGAGAGCACCACCAAGGCUAAAGCGCGCCAGCUGUUCGAGACCCAGAACCACCGAACCACAGAGCCACCGCACCGCAGCCUGUCUGACCUGGACCAGCAGCUCAGCGUGCUCCAGGAGGAACCACCUCACGCCUCACACGCCACCCACUCCUCACAUACGUCCCACACCAGCCCCUCUACCAGCACAGUCCUCCUGCAACCACGCACCACCUUCAGCCAGCAGCUGCAGAGGAUACAGUCGAUGGAGGCUCAGAUGCAGCUCUAUCCCGGUGUAAUGGAGCUGAGGUCCGACAUAACCAGGCUAAGCGAUGUGGACGGAACAGAGCUGCUGCUGCAGCGCGGCCCAAUGGGAGUCGAGGGCGAGAGCUCGGGGGGCGCGGAGGAGACGCGGAUCGUACGUCUGAUCGAGCCGCUGAAGGAAAGGAGGAGGAUUCUUCUGGCCUCCAAAGAAAUGCACCAAGUCACGCAGGACCUGGAAGAUGAAAUUGUGUGGAUUCAGGAACGGUUGCCUUUAGCGUCCUCUAAGGAAUAUGGCACCAAUCUACAGAGUGUUCAGCAGCUUGUAAAAAAUCAUGAGGCUCUGCAGAUGGAGACGCAGGCUCGGAGAGGGCGUGUGGAGGAGGUGCUGGAGAGGGCCGAAGCCGUGGCCGCUCUCCGGACUCCGGAGGUCGAGAUCGUGAGAGAAGGAGCCGUGCAUGUGAGGCAGCUGUGGGAGGUGCUGCAGGUGGAGGCCGAGCGGCGUUCGGUGAUGCUGGAUGCCGUGAGCACCGCUCAGCAGUACUACACCGAAGCGGCAAAAGCAGAGUCCUGGCUCAGCGGCCAAAAACUUCACGUUCUUAAUGAAGAGAACGGCAGCGAUGAAGCGAGCACUCUGAGGUUGCUAAAGGAGCAGUUAGCUCUAGAGCAAAAGGUGGAGAACUACUCUGAAACCGUAGGCUUCCUGUCUCAACAGUGCCGCCGCAUGCUGGAGCUGGGUCACCCCGACAGUGAGCAGAUCACCAAGCAGCAGGCUCACAUCGACCGGCUCUACGUGUCCCUGAAGGACCUGGUGGAGCAGAAGAAGACCAAGCUGGAGCAGCAGUACUGGCUCUACCAGCUCAAGAGGGAGGUGGAGGCUCUGGAGAAGUGGAUCUCUGAGAGAGAGGCCGUAGCCAGCUCCACUGAGCUGGGUCAGGAUCUGGAGCACGUCACGGUGCUGCAGGAGAAGUUCACAGCGUUCCGGGCCGAGACGAGCGCCGCCGGUCAGAAGCAGAUGGACUCGGUGAACAAGAUGGUGAACGAGAUGAUCGACUGCGGCCACGCCGACGCCGCCACCAUCGCCGAGUGGAAGGACGGCCUGAACGAGUCAUGGGCCGACCUGCAGGAGCUGAUGGAGACCAGAGCACAGAUGCUCGCCGCCUCCCACCAGCUUCACAAGUUCUUCACCAACUGCCAGGAGGUGCUGGUGCAGAUUGAGGGUAAGAUGAGGCAGUUACCGGAAGUUCGUUCAUGCCAGGUGAGCACCGCAAACCCAGGUACACUACAGCGACUGCUGCACUCCUUCGAACACUCACUACAGCUGCUGGUCUCACAGGUACGUCAGCUGCAAGAGAGCGCAUCACAGCUCCGUGCGAUCUACGCCGGCGAAAAGGCCGACGCCAUCUUGGUCCGUGAGCAGGAGGUGAUGUGUGCGUGGAAGGAGCUCCUCGUGGCGUGCGAGGGCAGCCGUGUGCAGGUCACCACAGUGACCGACAAGAUCCAGUUCUUCGCCAUGGUGCGCGAGCUCAGCAUGUGGAUGGAUGGAAUCAUGGGACAGAUCAGCCCGGCCGAGGACGCACGGGAUACGUCUUCUCUGGAGAAUAUGAUCUCUCAGCAUCAGAACCUAAAGACUAAGAUCGAGACUAAGAGCAAGAGCUUCAUGCACUGUGUGGAGAUGGGCAAGAUGCUGCUCGCCGCACACAAUCCUGCCGCUGAGGAGGUGAAGGAGAAGCUGGAUUAUGUGAUGGUGAAGCAGAAAGAACUGAAUGAUAAGUGGGAGCAGCACUGGGAGAAACUCCAGCGCAUGCAACAAAGGGUACGGGCCACCCAGCCGAGCAGGGUGGAGGGGGUUUGGCGUAGUCCAAGAGAAUCGAUAAGCAGUGGUGGUGAGGCAGAAGGCGGAGCCGAUGAGGUGGAACAACUGAUUCGUCGACAUGAGGCGUUUCGGAAAGCAGCGUCAACAUGGAAGGUGCACUUCAACUCUUUACGGCAGGCAGAGAAACAUAAGGAAGAGCAGAGCAGACAGGCCUCCACCUCGUCUCUUCUCAACAGACAGAUGUUCCCUCUCUCCUGCCUGGUGCCCAGCUCCUCCUCGUCCUCUUCUUCAUCGUCUCUUUUCCGGAGUCCUCUGCAGGACACCCUCUUCGAGCCCAAAUCUGGUACAGACCUCACACACGCCCCACAUUCUCUGGCCCAGAGACUUGGAUCUGCCCUGAACCCAUACGCUCCGGUCAUGAACGGAUCCCCCUACCACGGGCUCAGCCAACAAGUCAGCGUUUUGGGUGCGAACAGCUCCAGCUACACUGGAUUAAACCAACAGGGUGUUUUAGGAGUGGACAGCUCAAGUUACACCGGCCUAAACCAAAUGGGUGUUUUAGGGGCAGACAGCCCCAGCUACACUGGAUUACACCAACAGAGUGUUGCCGGGGCCAAUGGCCUGAGUCCCCUCGGUGCCGCAGGGGUCAGUGAACCCAAAACGGCAUUCGCCUGGCAGCACCUAAAAACCGACUUUCUCCAGCCAAGGAUCAACCACAUGCACAAGGCCGUGGCACCUCUGAUGGAGGCCCACGCUGGGCACCUUACCUCCGCGGGCAUGCCGAUGGGCGUGGAGCCGUCCCUGGAGCUGCUCCACGGGCGGCUGCAGAGGGACCCGCGCGGCAGCCGCUCGGACCCGCAGAUGGACCACCUGCGGCGAGAGAGGGAGUACCGGCUUGGGCGGCACACCUCCAGCGAGCAGGAGAUCCAGGCACGGCUCAACGAGCUGCCCAUGAUCGUGCGCCAGGAGCGGCACCAGCGUCGCCGACUCGAGCGCCAAUCGUCCAGCGAGCACGAAGGCAGCGGCAAGCACCGGCAGCACCGGCCGGACUCCAGUGACCAGGAGUCGGGAAAAGAAGGGUCAGACAAGCGACAGACAGGGGACAGGCGCACCACGAUGGCUGAGAUCGUGGAACAAGUGCAAGAGAGAGAAGCGUGUCAAGCAAGAGGGGAGGUGUACCGUCCACCCAGCAGUCUUUCUGCCCCCGUGUCACGUUUUGACCGGCCUCGAGCUCGCGAUCGACCCAAACCACGCCGACGGCCACGGCCCAAAGAGCCCGAGGAGACACGGCGGUCGCGCUCGGCCCCGGCUCAAAGCGCACCCAGCACCCCACAGCCUCCCACUCACACCGUCCACCAAGAGGGCUUCCUGUACCGCAAACACGAAGAGGAGGGCAAAGAGAAAAGCCCCAACAGCAAGUCGUGGGUGAACCUGUACUGUGUACUCAACAAAGGAGAGAUCGGCUUCUACAAGGACGCAAGGAACACCACCGCUCCUUAUAACGACGAGCCACUGCUCAAUCUAGCGCUCUGCACCUUCGACACCACCAACGGCUACAAGAAAAAGAAAAACGUCUUCAUCCUGAGGAGUGAAACUGAAGGGGACUAUAUCUUCCUGGCAAAAGAUGAGGAGGACCUGAAACGCUGGGUGAACAGCAUCAACACCAGCCUGAGCGAGAUCGAAGAGAUCGCCAAGUGGGAGAAACCCACCACCUCCUCGACCGACCCCGACAAAUCGGAACGCAAGGAGCGCUCGGAGGGCGCGGAGCCGUCCGAGAAGUCCGAGCGGUCGGACCGAUCGGAAAGGCGAGAGGGAGAGAAAAGCUCCGAAAGCUCCGAUAAGAGGGACACAUUGGAGAGAGUGAGGCUGGAAAGGCGAGCGAGGGACAGGGGAGAGAGAGCGGAGAGAGAGCGCGCGGAGAGAGAGCGAGCCGAAAGAGGAGAGAGCAGAGACCGGGAACGAGGAGAGAGGGCGGAGAGAGAGAGAGCCGAAAGAGGAGAGAGUAGAGAACGAGGAGACAGAGCAGCAAGGGAGCGAGAGCGAGGGGGGAAAGAACGAGGAGAAAGAGACAGAGGAGGAGAGAGAGAACGAGGGGAGCGAGGAGAGAGCAGGGACAGAGAACGGGGAGAGAGAGGCACAAGAGAGAGGGGCGAGAGAGGAGACAGGGAACGAGGCGAGCGAGAAAGAGGGGAGAGAGGAGAAAAGGCCGAGAAGGGAGAUCGGAGUUCUAGGGGUUCCAGCACAUCUGGGAAAAGUAAAUGAUGCAUUGGACUCAUCCCUCUUCACACCUUUAUCCUUUCAUACCUUCAUCACGGGAGGGUUUUCUGUCUCCGUCUCUACAUGUGUCGUGGCCGAUCACGCCACGAGACGCUCGUGAGGUUCUCUCGUCUUCGCCGUAUGUCUGCACCCUGAAGAGAAAGCCCGUCGAACUGUUCAAAUUCCGAUCUUACGAAACGAAUAAGCAAAUCACUCGAAUAUUUAAAGAAAAUCCUGUAACGAAAGCAAUAUGACGCGUGCAGUGAGCAGCGCUCGGUCCCGUCCUCCUCCGAGCCGUCUGUGUGUGUAGAAGAACGGGAGAGAGAGCGUUAAUGAUCGAGGGAGGCCGGGAGUACAGAGAGGUGUGUUUGUUUAGGAUACGUGAAGAUGCUCAGGACUAGCAAUGAAAGCGCUCGUGCCAUAAUCAGAUAGUCAGCGUCACCUUAUCGGCCCCAAAAAUUAGGUCAAGACGUCGGUUUAGGAUAGAUCGUGAUACCGUUCAGAUCGUAACCCUGCUUUCGGUAGUAAAUGUUAUCAUCUGAAUAGUUUGCUUCUUCGGUUUUGAAUCAGAUGUAGCUGUUGGUUAAGUAUCGUGCAACCUGAUGCGCAGUGGUCUAAUGCGAGAGCCCACCACCGGUCCAGCUGUUCGGUUCCAAUCCCAAACAGGCACCAUCCAUCUCUGCUUCAGAUUUUCCAGCACCAGUUUAGAGAAGGCAGCAAGCCCUGUAAAGACAUGAAGAAAAGCUCAAUUUAAAGACACUCCAGUGGCCUGCACAGGGGCGCAACUUCGUAAUGAACUGAGGUGAGGCAUCAACCAGUGCUGUCAUUAUUUGACAGAGUGGACACAAAUCCCCACAGACAUACUUCAAAGUCUUGCGAGAUGCCUCCUCGGACUUCUCUAGCUGAAGAGAUCACAUAGAGGUCACUCUGUUUAAUACAGCUUGUUUGGGAUGUUCAACAAGCUCAUGGUCAGGUGUCCAAAUACUUUUAGCCAUGCAGUGUAUACAUACACAAUCAUAUCUUAAUUUUUACUUGAAUGUGUGACAAAUUGGUUUUACAGGGUGUCUGAGUGCGAGGCUACAGAAUCACUUAAAUAUCAGGGCAAGAGAGGAGACGAGGUGAGAAAGGAGCGAGGAAAAAAGACUGAAAAAGGAGAUUGUAGUUCAGAUUCCCUUAAAUAUUAGUAUUAUUUACCCUGCGCAAAACUAAAGAAGCAAACACACGACACAAGGCAAAGGAAGAACAACGUGUAAAACAGAUUUUUUGGUCAAACUAAAGGUCAGGAAGCAUCGAAUCGAUUAACAUCCAAACGACGUACUGACCUGCGUGUGAAGUUCCGAGUCUUAAAGGCACCGAGUCCGUAUGCGUGACCUGAUUGACUUUAUUCCUCAGGCUAUCGCAACACGUGAAACGACUCAGAGCGACGUUAAAUGUAGGAACAUGCUGCUGUUCACCCUGAUUUCUCCUUUACCUUCAUCCUCGGAUUGUAUAACGAUUAGUAAAUCGGAGCUAGGGUGUCUGUGAAAUUGUAAUGCUAUUAAAAACCUUGUAUAUAUCUAUACAUAUAUAAA
Messenger RNA from Trichomycterus rosablanca, 7497 nucleotides. RefSeq names its product spectrin, beta, non-erythrocytic 4a (gene sptbn4a). NCBI's taxonomy places the organism in Eukaryota, Metazoa, Chordata, Actinopteri, Siluriformes, Trichomycteridae. Gene Ontology annotation, molecular function: phospholipid binding; actin filament binding. The coding region runs from base 1406 to 5932 and encodes 1508 amino acids. Gene Ontology annotation, biological process: muscle cell development; actin cytoskeleton organization. The record is from RefSeq and is a predicted model, not a curated record. Gene Ontology annotation, cellular component: plasma membrane; cell projection; stress fiber. The transcript is spliced from 23 exons.